Molecule: messenger RNA, 576 nt
Organism: Penicillium canariense
Lineage: Eukaryota; Fungi; Ascomycota; Eurotiomycetes; Eurotiales; Aspergillaceae
Exons: 2
Coding region: 1-576 (191 amino acids)
Cellular component (GO): mitochondrion
Source: RefSeq, a predicted model, not a curated record
AUGGUCUCCUUCUUCAGCUGGGGCUCCAGCUCCAAAUCAGACUCAGACACCCCGAAGCCUCAGGAGUGCAUCAACACCAUCCUCCCCCCACAGCCGCCCUCCCAGCCGCCGCAAUUAGCGCAACAAUUCGCGUCCCAAGAUAAUACCAACCUCAAACUGUUCUGCGGAGGCUUGGCCUUCUUCGCCCUCUCUCUAUACAUCACCCGUCGUGCGACUAUCAGGAGGCGCCUCGCCUGUAUGCCCCCCUUCUACUCAAGCUCGGUAUACUUUCAACCCAAUGUGAAUGGGGCCAUGGAAGCUUUCGAGGCCCUGAACCUGGCUACGAUCAAUGUGAUCUCGUUCAGCAUGAUGGCCUCGGGUGGAGUCAUGUGCGCUCUCAACGUCAAUAGCUUAGAGGAUAUGCGGAAGGUCAUGCGCGGGAGUUUGGAAGGAGUUGCGGCUGGCAAGUCCGAUGAGGAGCUGGAGAAGGAGGUGGCCGAGUGGGUUUCCAGUGUACUUGGUGACCGGUUUGACAAGCAGCUGGAGAAGGAGAAGGCGAAAAAGCGAACAGUGGACCCCAAAGAGGAGACAAGUUGA